CAGACCCACGCGUCAAGAACUCGAAAUCUCUCUGUCAUCAUGUCGAAAGUGAAGAACUUAUUCGCCAAAAUGCUGCAGCGUUUGGGCAAAAACCACGCAAAUACCGACAGUCAGCGGUACGAUAGCUUGGAGGAGAUUGCCCAGAACCAGGCCAACGAGAGGAUGUUGCGGGAGACCCAGGGGGGCGUGGAGGAGCACCUGGUCAUCUGCCUGGAGACGGCGGCAGGCAGCUUCUAUUGGCACUCGCAGUAGCAGCUCCGGCAAUCUGGGCAGAAUGAUUGCUGAGAACCAAAUCAUCGGCUAUCACAAUUGCUGGCGAGUCAACAACAGCAAUUAUAGUAAACACAGAAGCAGCAGCAGCCACUCUGGUUGCAACAACAGCAGCAACACGACGAAAGAUGCCACAAACUGCAAUUAUUAUUGCAGUGUCAACAGCAAAAUCCAAAAAUUCAGAGCAACAAGGAGUACAGCAGCAGCAUCCCAAACAAACUGCAAUUAUUAUUGCAAUGUCAACCUGCAGCGACACCUCAAAGAGCCAAAAGCCCAGUAGCAACCAAGGGGACCCCUUAAGCAACCGCAAAAGCCACUUGGCCAACAAAAUCUACAAUAACCUGUCAACAAAAAAGCGAGAACAUCAAGAGCCAAGACAGUAGCAGCCACAUAAACUAUAACAAUUGCAGCAAUGUCAACAGUAGCAACAUCUCAAGAAAUCACCACAACAGUCUCGAACAACAGCAGCAACGUCAAGCAAAAACCGGUAGUUAGAGCAGGCCAAAGCGACUGAAUGGAUGAAUGAAUAAUACAAAGCAUAUCAUCAUUCGAUUUUCAAUGAAUGAAUGGAGCUGUCAAUGGCAUGGGGUGGAGCACCAAGUACCCAAGGGAUCUCUCCAGUGGGUAUCCUAGGGAUAUUAUUAUGAUAAAUAUAAAAUACAUUUGUGAUAUAAACUCAAGCUAGUUAGUGUACUAGAAAUGUUAUUAGCUUUUAAGACAUCAAAAUAUAAAGAGAAA
Molecule: messenger RNA, 1008 nt
Organism: Drosophila biarmipes
Lineage: Eukaryota; Metazoa; Arthropoda; Insecta; Diptera; Drosophilidae
Gene: E(spl)m6-BFM
Product: enhancer of split m6 protein
Exons: 1
Coding region: 40-252 (70 amino acids)
Source: RefSeq, a predicted model, not a curated record